Molecule: messenger RNA, 1012 nt
Organism: Dipodomys spectabilis (banner-tailed kangaroo rat)
Lineage: Eukaryota; Metazoa; Chordata; Mammalia; Rodentia; Heteromyidae
Gene: Rumy1
Product: family with sequence similarity 72 member A
Exons: 5
Coding region: 297-746 (149 amino acids)
Cellular component (GO): cytosol
Source: RefSeq, a predicted model, not a curated record
AAAAAAAAAAAAAAGAAGAAAAUUCCAGCGUGUUCUGUGACCAACUCCAGCACCGACUGACCCUUAACAGGCGACCUCUGCCCCACCACACCCACACCACACCGGCUGCGGCCCUAGAGAGACCUGAAGGCACCGCGGGCGGCGCGAGAGCUGAGGGAGGGAGGCCGCGAGGGAACCCGCGCGGGCCCGCGGCGGGCCGUGCUGGCCGGGGACUCCCGGACCGGGCUUAGGGGAAAUAAAAAGGAAGGGUAUUUGCCCCUCUUCAAAGCCCCACACUUCAUCCUCCGUGGGACGCCAUGUCUACCAGCAGUUGUAGUUUCAAGAACCGAUGCGUGUCCAUCCUGUGUUGCAAAUUCUGUAAGCAGGUGCUCAGCUCUAGGGGGAUGAAGGCUGUUUUGCUGGCUGAUACUGACAUAGACCUUUUCUCUACAGACAUUCCUCCUACCAAUGCAGUGGACUUCAUUGGAAGAUGCUAUUUCACGGAAAUCUGCAAAUGCAAACUGAAGAACAUAGCUUGUUUAAAAUGUGGGAACAUUGUAGGGUACCAUGUGAUUGCUCCAUGUAGUCCCUGCCUUCUUUCCUGCAACAAUGGACACUUCUGGAUGUUUCACAGCCAGGCAGUUUACGGUAUUAACAGAUUAGACUCCACUGGUAUAAACUUCCUACUUUGGGGUAACUUACCAGAGAUAGAAGAGAAUACAGAUGAAGAUGUGUUAGAUAUUUCAGCAGAAGAAUGCAUUCGAUGAAUAGAAUUAUGAUAUAUAAUAUUUUAUAAUAGUAUUUUCCUAUUUAAAAAUAUGUUAGCAAAUUAACUAAAAUUGCCAGUGAGGACUUUCCAGUGACUUAUUUUUUCUUUCCUUUUCUCUUCCUUCCUUUCUUCUUUCCUUCCUUUCCUUCUUCCUUCUUUCCUUCCUUCCUUUCUUUUGAAACCAAAACUUGACCUUUGUUGAUUUAUUUAUUUGCUGUCUUAAAUUAAUUCCUUCAGUUUAAGUCAAUGAAGUUUUUCUUCUCU